UCCUACAUGCUGAGUAGGUGACAGUCUGCCCAUGUACUGAAUCUUGGCACCUUUUGGACAAAAAAAGACAUAUUCAACAACAACAACAACAACAAAAAUCAACAUUUUCAGGAUUCUAAUCUAAUUAUAAGCAUGGCAAAGAACACUAAAGCAUAUGUGAAACAGAAGUGAACCUGUGACUAUAUAGCUUUGCUUGAGUCUCAUACCUCAUCAUGGUUGAGCUGCUUAUCUGUUCUGCAACUGAAUCUCUGACCAAAGUGCUUUUCAAGAGGACCUGAGAUGUGAUGCUGGAUUAAAUAGUAAUUUACACUCUCUUGGGAGAAAUGUUGCCUGAAGCUAUUACUCUGAUUUGUAGACGAUGGGCUUUUUGUUUGCUUGUUUGUUUGUUGUUUUUUAAAAUAGUUUUUCAGAUUACUGUACAUUUAUUUAUUUGCGUUAGGAAAGGAUUAAUUAAAUUACUAAAUUGUUAUAUGUAACUUCAUAGUGAUUUGACAAAUCUUUCAACAAGUUGUAGUUGAGAAAUUUCAACAACCUGGCCAGCUGAUGCAGGAAGAUGUGAAUUCCUUAGGAGCUGGAUGUGAAGAAGUACUGGUGAGGAAUACCUUUUCACCUUUGAGGUGUUACUCACUCCUCCAUGUUGUUAGUCCUACAGAAUUUUCACCAGGUGCUGAAAGAGCAAUCUAUUGUGAGGAUCCUAGUGAGUUUGUCACAGGUAGAUGUCUGUUUCUGUUACAUGUCAAUGUAAUUUUCUUCAGAUAAACAGCCAUUAAAACUGGUGUCAGCAAACAAACAUUACAGCUGUGGUGCUAUACUAGCACUUUAAUUAGAGAAGGAUAGAGAUAGUAUAAGUAAUUUUAUAUGGUCCUCCACCUCAUUGGAGAAUAAUUAUUAAAGUUAUAUGGAAAUUAAAGUUCUCAAAUGUAAGGUGAAGGGCUUGGAUUUAAGAUGCAUACUUACAUGCAUAUGUUUUAAAACUUGUUUUAAAAUUUGCUUGAAAUACAGGCAACAUGAAUUUAAAAUAUAAAGGGAAAAGAUAUUUUGAGGUGAGUGCAGACACUUGAAAUACACAUGCCCUACUCAGAAAGCCUGAGUGUAGUACAGCAUCUUAUCAUCAGAGCCAUCAACAAUAAUUCUCUUCCGAAUUAACAUAUAAAAUUAUCAGGUUAAACAUGAAUCAUAUUCAUUGUUUGGGCUGGGCUAAGAAGAGAAGACUGAGCAAAAGGUGAUGAAAGCAGAUGGCCUGUUUAAUUAGAGACUGAGGAUAAUUAUACUGGGAGGUCUCAUUAAAGGCGUGGGAUUUAGUUGCUUCCCUUUUCCUGAAAGGAGUCUUGAGACGUUCUUGCAGAGCGUUUGGAAUAUGUUUUAGUCAGAAGUAGCUUGUGUGGCACGCUAGCUACCAUUCAUAGUUACUUAUUUUAAGUUUUAGAUUUCAUGCUUUUUAUUCUAUUCUCCAUUUCUUCACUUGUGAAACUUUCUUCCUCUCUCUCUCCCUCCUCCUCUCCUCGACCUGUUUUGCUGCUUUCCUUUUUAGGCAACUGAAGGAUGUUAUUGCGAAAAUGACAAAGGAAAAUGCUUCUGUGUUGUAACUUGUUCUGUCAGUCUUCUGCAAGCUGCUGUUCUCACGUUUACCUCCCUGGGUUGGGUUUUUGAAGACAAUUGUUUUAUUCUACCCAGCAGAAAGCACUGAAAGGAAAUGUAGCAUAAGAAAGUGUGAUACUUUUAAGUUAAAUAUUAACCAGAUUCAAACAAGCUCAAGAGUAUUUUGAGUGUGGUUAACUUGUUGGGCGGUCGAACAAGAACGAACUCAAGCAGUGAAGAACAGGCAUGGGGAUACUCUACUCAGAGCCCAUUUGUCAGGCAGCUUAUAACAACGAUUUCAAUAAAGUUCAGUUCCUUUUGGAGAGCAACUGCAACUAUCUGAAUAUCCAGGACAGUUUCAGUGGAGACACCCCCUUAAUUUGUGCAUGUAAAAAGGGAAACAACAGGAUAGUUAGCUAUCUUCUAAGAAGACAUGCUGAUGUCAACCUCAGAAAUAAGAAGGACCGCACUUGCCUGCAUUAUGCUGUGAGAAAACGGUUUACCUUCCUUGACUAUGUGCUCAUCAUAAUCCUCAUGCCAGUUAUGCUUAUUGGAUACCUUCUCAUGGUCUCGAAGACGAAACAGAAUGAAAACCUGAUCAAGAUGUUGCUCAGAGCUGGAGCUGAUGUGAAUGCUACAGACUCUUCUAGUAGCACAGCCCUUCACUAUGCUUGUGAAAUGAAAAAUCAGGAAGUCAUUCCUCUACUGCUUGAAGCUCAUGCAGACACUUCUGUAAAGAAUCAGGAUGGGGAGACUCCCUUAGAUAUAGCAAGAAGACUGCAGUUCCACAACAUUGAAAGCAUGCUAAGAAAAGCUUCCUAGUCAUCAAGGACUCUCAAACAUGCAGAAAAUUACCUCAUCUGACAAUGCAUCUUGCAUAACAGCAAAUGUCCAACAGAGGGUGAAGGCUGUUACUUGAUAAAAACUUGGUCCACAUCCACCCAUUCCUUGCUGUAGACUUUGAUAACUUUGUGUGAGACUUGUCAGUACCCCCAAGGCCAUGUGUGGGGUGAAAGGAGUUAAUUUGAUUUUACUGAGCCAUGAAUGAUUGCAAUAGUGGUCAAAAUAUUGCCCUUCCCAUCUGCUUCAUCAGUCUUAUUACUUGACUUCUGCAGUCUGUGGAUUUUGAAAGCUAGCUAUAAAGUAUCUGGAAGCCUAAAUAUUGCAUAUGGUUGGCAGCCAAUGCAAAAAUAAAAUAUCCUUUAGAGUGCA
This is a messenger RNA of Chiroxiphia lanceolata (lance-tailed manakin), 2790 nucleotides long. RefSeq names its product ankyrin repeat domain 22 (gene ANKRD22). The transcript has 6 exons. The record is from RefSeq and is a predicted model, not a curated record. The coding region runs from base 1825 to 2400 and encodes 191 amino acids. NCBI's taxonomy places the organism in Eukaryota, Metazoa, Chordata, Aves, Passeriformes, Pipridae. Gene Ontology annotation, molecular function: protein binding.